Messenger RNA from Leptonychotes weddellii (Weddell seal), 3765 nucleotides. The record is from RefSeq and is a predicted model, not a curated record. NCBI's taxonomy places the organism in Eukaryota, Metazoa, Chordata, Mammalia, Carnivora, Phocidae.
UGUGGAGCUGACGCCCCAGGGAGGACGUUUACGUAAAACACGAUUCGGUCCACACAGCCCCGAGGAAUGAUGGAAUGGCAUGGGCUUGCAUGGGGUCAUGGCCCAGUGGCCUUUCCUGUCCCCACCUCCUGGGAGCCCUCCCUCUCCACCUGCACACACCCCAAGGUGACUCUUAGGGGGAUCUCUCUGCUCCAGAUACAGAUCGGCUGCCACACGGAUGACCUGACCAGAGCCAGCAAGCUGUUCCGAGGCCCACUCGUGAUUAACCGGUGCUGCUUGGACAAGCCCACCAAGUCGAUCACCUGCCUCUGGGGCGGCCUGCUCUAUAUCAUCGUGCCUCAGAGCAGCAAACUGGGCUCUGUGCCCGUAACUGUUAAGGGGGCCGUGCAUGCCCCAUACUACAAGCUGGGGGAGACCUCCCAGGAGGAGUGGAAGAGGCGCAUCCAGGAGAAUCCAGGUCCCUGGGGAGAGCUGGCUACGGACAACAUCAUCCUGACAGUGCCAACCGCCAAUCUCCGCACGCUGGAGAACCCUGAGCCGCUGCUUCGCCUCUGGGACGAGGUGAUGCAGGCUGUGGCACGGCUGGGGGCUGAGCCCUUCCCUCUGCGUCUUCCUCAGAGGAUCGUUGCUGACGUGCAGAUCUCAGUUGGCUGGAUGCAUGCCGGGUACCCCAUCAUGUGCCAUCUGGAAUCUGUGCAGGAGCUCAUCAAUGAGAAGCUCAUCAGAACCAAGGGGCUGUGGGGCCCCGUCCACGAGCUUGGCCGCAACCAGCAGCGGCAAGAGUGGGAGUUCCCCCCGCACACCACCGAGGCUACCUGCAAUCUGUGGUGUGUUUACGUGCACGAAACGGUCUUGGGCAUCCCUCGAGGCCGGGCGAAUAUUGCUCUGUGGCCUCCAGUUCGGGAGAAGAGAGUCCGAAUCUACCUGGGCAAGGGUCCCAAUGUGAAAAACUGGAAUGCGUGGACUGCGCUGGAAACAUACCUACAGCUACAGGAGGCCUUUGGUUGGGAGCCAUUCAUCCGUCUCUUCACUGAGUAUAGGAACCAGACCAACUUGCCCACAGAUAAUGUUGACAAAAUGAAUCUGUGGGUGAAGAUGUUCUCCCACCAAGUGCAGAAGAAUCUGGCUCCGUUCUUUGAGGCCUGGGCCUGGCCUAUCCAGAAGGAAGUGGCUACCAGCCUGGCCUAUCUGCCUGAAUGGAAGGAAAAUAUUAUGAAAUUAUACCUCCUCACACAGAUGCCCCACUGAAAUUGAAGUCAAGAAAUGCAAGAGAGAAUUGACACAUCUCAGCAAAGAAAACUAAACAGAUUUGAUUAUAACUGAAGAAGAUCUCAACACAUUUCUGGAAGAGAGAAAGUGGAUGAAACAUGAGAAUGAAUGAAAGAGUGAAGGUAUCUUUCAGACAGAAUAGAAGCUGAUCUGAAUAACAUAAUUCCAAAGAAACAUGAGCACCUGAAAAGUCUACAAAGAGUUAUACCAGUUGUAAAAUUGAAUCCCAUCCUAUUCUGCCCCAACCAUUGUGCAUAGAAUACAGGCAGUCUAUAAUUGGUAUCCAUUACAAAUCUAUUGUUCUUGUUGUUGUUUGUAUAGAAAUUGAAUAAACUGCCUGAGGAGAGGUAGGAGUUGGUGCCCCAGAAUAAAAUUUCUCUUUUUGUGGAAAUAAGUGACCCCUAGCCUAUCGGCUAAUCCUCUGAAUGUUGAAACCCCUCCUCAAGUAACCCUAGUGCUUCUAGUCCUGGAAGAGGCUUAUUGGAGAAACAGAUCCAACCAUACACUGGCAGAGGACACCCACACCAACUCCUGUAAAAGUUAACAGUUAUAUUGAUUCUUAAAACAGUCAGCUAGGAAUCCCGUCUUUGGGCAUCGGGGGGUGGAGGAGGAGGACCAGGGGAGGAGCAUUUAAGAAAAAUAAUCAGUUAGAAUUAGGACGCUUGAAAAAUACCACAAGCUCUAGAGGAAACAAAGUGAACAUGGAAAGAAUAACUUUAAAAUCUGUAUCUUCAGAGAGAUUUGAGGUGUAUUUGUAAGAUGAGUACAGAAUGCUACCCAGAAAUGAAAAACUGAGAAUAAAAGAGCCCUUGAAAGUGAAAUAAAACUGCCCAAAAUAUUCAGUGGACAGGCUGGAAAAUAUAGUUGAGGGAAACUCCUUAGAUAUAGAACAAAAAGAAAUAGCAGAAAAAAAUAAAGGAAAAGAUCUAGACAAUCAAUAUCUAAGCAUUAGGACUUUCUGGAAAAGAGAACAUAAAAAAAUAUAGGUGAAGAAAUAAAAAGGACAAAAAAUGAAGAACAGAAAGAACCACAUCUCCAGAUUGAGGAGCCCCAAUACAACCUACGUCUACACACAAUCUUGUGAAAUUUUGGAAUAUUAAGGAUACAAGGAAGAUGUUAAAAGUGCCCAAAGAGAAAAUAAAGUUAAGUCAUCACAAUUAGCUCAACUAAAACAGGAAUAAGAAAUAGACUGGCAGCAGAUUUUUCAUUAGCAAUACUGAAUGCUAGAAGCCAGUGGAGUAAUUUCUUCACUUACAGAAAAUUUUUGUACUCAGAAUAACAUAGCAAGCCAAACUGUCAAGAGUAGUGUCAAAAUAAAGACCUUUUCUAACGUGCAAGUUUUCAGAAAGUCUACCUACUUUGCACCCUUUCUGAGAAAGUACCUCGAGGAAGUUCUCCGACAAAAUGAUGAGGAAAACUGGGAAAGAGGAAAAAACAGAAUCCAGAAAACAAUGGAUCACACCCAGGAGGUGUCACUCUAGCAGACCCAUUUCAGAUGAGAGUACACAGUCUCGGGCUCUUUGGGGAAAGUAUGCAUUCUGUUCCAUAGAUAGUUUCAUUGAGAAGCUGGAAUGUUUGAGUAUAUGGAGGACAUACAUUCUUUAGUCAGCAAAAAGAAAACAGAAAUAAGUCAAGACAUUUGGGUCCAAAUGUGAAACAACAAAAACUCACGGGAUAUAAGAAGAGACUCAAUUGGACAUUGGCGGUAGGUACAUCUCCUUACAAGAGGCACGGGCUUCAUGAACACUGGAUAUGUACAGGAGAAAAUGGCCUAGCUUCUACUCAGCUCUCAGUAAACAUGAUUUAUUUAGCCAAAGUAAUGCAGAUGCUGUUUGUUGGUAUUCAGUGUUCUGAUCAGCCUAGAGACAAAACAUGAAAGGCUUACUGUUUUAUUCAGGAAUGAAACUGAAAAUAAUUAAUUCUGACAAAUUAAGAAACAAGAGAGCAGAAAGAGGUUGAGAAUUGGUUGGGGGAAGAGAGGUGUCAGGAAGAGUGGGGCUACUUAGAUAUUCACAGUGGGAAUGAGAAGAUAAAGUCCGCAGCUAAUGGAACAAGAACUGGAGGAUAGUAUAUUGUCCAAAGUUAUAAAUUAAAUCAAUGGAAGUCUUAAAAAUGGCAUAUCUAUCAAAAAUUUGGGAAAGGAUAGGCAUAGGAAAGGUGGGGAUAGUGUAAGUUAAAUCCUUAUCUUUUGUAAUGGGGAAUUAUUAAAGAUUGUCUAAAGUUAAUAAGUCAAGAAUUAUUGUUCAGACAUAUUAUUUAAUGUUAGCAAGUUAGUCAACAGAAGAUCUAAAAAUAGAAAUUGUUAAAUGCAUUGCCUCUAGGGAAUGGGUCUAGGGUUAAAAGGGGUGGGGUGGGAAACUGUGUUUUUCAUUUCAAGUCCUUCUGUACUAUUUAAUUUUUUACCUUGUGCAUGUAUUUGAAAAAUUUUUAAUAAACUCAAAUAAAAAUUCUUCAGUGACCUCAUAUUGACUAAGAUAUGCCCCAACCAAAACCCUU